AUGAGCCUCAUAAUAAAGCUAAUUCUCUCAAUAUCAAUUCCAAUCGUUAUAGGAGUCUUGUUUAAUCUUUCAGUUUUUUACUUCGUGCUUUAUUAAAAUGUUUAUUAAUGGGAGGAGUAGUAAACAAAGUAGCUAAUCACUAACGAAAACUAAAAACUGCAUAAUUUAGUAUAUGGAAUAAAAACAACAAUGGAAAUUAGCUUUAAUACAGUAGAAUAAGACCUCAUAAGUUUUCAUAACUUUUAUUUAAAGAUGAUAAACAACGAUGUUUUAGUUAGAAAGUAAUUCUCUUAUAUCCCAUGUUCUUAUAGAUACUUUGCUUUUAAUAACUGCACAUAAAACAUGUAUAAAGAAUUUAGUAAGAACAGUAAUUAUGUAGAAGGAUUUUUUCACAGAACAACUUUCGAUUUCGAAGAGUUUUCAGAUGAAAAAAAAUAAAGAUUUAAAAAAGUUUGGGACUCAUACAUUAUAGCUAAAUCAGCUAUUAUUGCUCGUAGGAAUAGUUUAAUUGCUAUAAAUGAUGUGUUUUAAGGAUUUGAUGAUUCUCUACUCACUACUGUACCGAUGCUCAAUAUAAAUUUAACAGCUUUUUAGCCUUAUUAGACAUGCAUUACUAAUUAGACAUUUGUAGAAAAUUUUGAUCCUAGAUGUAGAGGAUGGUAUAGAAGCACUAUAAAAUAGGCUGGAAAAUAUUAAGUUUAUCAGUAUAAGCCAUAUAAAGAUGCCUUCACUAAUUCAAUUACAAUGUCGCCAAGUGCUUUGAUUUUAGAUGAAAAAACAAAUGCUUUUUUAUCUAUUAUUGCAAUGGAUUUUAAUAUUACAAAACUAACUUAAAAUGUGAUUGCAAUUUCUGAUGAAUUGGACGAAUCUUAAAUCACAUCAGGAUACUCUUUGCUUUUUCAUGAAGAUAAUAAUACAAUAUUUCAUCAUAAAUAUUGGAAGAGUACUGAUGAUAUUGAGUAUAGCUGGCAAGAUAUAGAAUACAAUUCCACAACAAUAUACUCUACUUAAGAGAAAAACUCUUUUGUUUAAUAAGUAUCAGAUGCUAAGAUUCAUGCUCUGUCAUUCCAAUAUGACAUUGAAAAACAAAUUAAUACAGAUUAAUUUUACAUUUCUUUCUCAAAAAACAAUCUAAGAUACUACAGUUUGAUAUACCCUGUAAACUCUUUACAAUAAUGCUGCAGUGCUUUACUAUCAACUUGA
This is a messenger RNA of Tetrahymena thermophila SB210, 1203 nucleotides long. RefSeq names its product tetratricopeptide repeat protein. Lineage: Eukaryota; Ciliophora; Oligohymenophorea; Hymenostomatida; Tetrahymenidae. The record is from RefSeq and is a predicted model, not a curated record. The transcript is spliced from 10 exons.